GCUUCGGACUCUCAGCACAGAGGCUCCUGUGUGGGGGGCAGGGAGGAGAUUUAGAGUUUCUGUUCUACAUCUGAUCUCUUUGCUGCUCUGCCCUCAUGUAACUGCACUUGGAGCUAGAGAAGGAGCCUGAGAGAACCCAGUGGGUCUGUCCCUGCCUGGCUCCCCUCGGGGUCUCCCAGGGACUCUUCUGUUGAAUGCUGUGAGCCUGGUUGUAUUGUAGCUGCAAAUAGAAAAACCGAACCCCUUGUUUCUCCGACUCAGAGCACCUGGGAAUCGCAAUAGAUAUUUGCUGACAGCGGCUCAGGCACGGCUACGGUUAAUGAGUCUGCUCCCCAGAAGCACUCAUGGCUUUGUCUCUUUCAGGCCCUGGAUCUAACACGCUCAGGAAACGAGCUUCCUGUCAAGUCCUAGUCCCAGCUUCCUUCACAGUUUUGAUCAUCGUCAUCGUUACUCUAGCAGCACUUUUAGCAGUGGAAAAAUCCAAACCACCUGUGGGUGCUGCUGGGCCCAGCUGCCCGGACGGCUGGAUCGGAUACCGAGGGAAAUGCUAUUAUUUCUCAGAGACUGAAGGGAACUGGACCUACAGCCAGAGCCAGUGCUCUGCACUCAGCGCCUCCCUGGCUGGGAUCGACAGUGAGCAGGAAAAGAAUUUCCUGCUGCGCUAUAAGAGCUUCCUCGACCGUUGGGUUGGCCUCCAGAGGGAGCCAGGCCAGGCCUGGAUGUGGCCCAACGGCACCGAAUUCGACAACCGGUUUCCGAUAAGAGGAGGUGGUGACUGUGCUUUUCUGGUGGAUGACGGCUGGUUCGGCAGCUCGCGGUGCAGCACAGGGAGACGCUGGAUCUGCAGUAAAUCCGAUGCCUGUACAAUGGGGACGGGACGUGCUGUGGAGUCAAAACUUGGAGACUCUUAGGAACGAGGCCUGGAAAAGCUUUAUUGGGGGCACACCUUCCACUACCUGUAGAUGAAGGAGGCCGGGUCUGUAUUCUUUACAGACUCUCCCCAGGGCUUCCCUUGGGGAAAUAGAUCUCUGGAGUUAGAUUCUUUGGGGCUAGAUGAUAUUUUCCCUCAGUUUAAUGCCAUUAGUUUGAGUUCUCUGCUCCCACCUGGGUUCUGCUUAACCAGCCUCUUCCCUCCUUGGGGUUCUCCCCUCUCAGAUCGUGGCCCAGCACAGAGGUUCCCAAACGGGUACAGGAGCUCAUUGGAAGGGACACACAGUAACAAGCCAACCCCUUUAAAUGAAGCUGGUCCAGUGCCCCUGUGCUAGAACAGGUGACCCACGUUUGGCCGGUUAAGGGGGCAGGGCAGCGCUUGGAGCUAUAGAGGGUCAGGGAGAAUCAGUGAGGAGGAAGAAGUCCUUGAAGGAAGUUACAGGAUGUUGCUAGGGGAAGGCUGAAGACAGGGAAGUGGCAGAUGGAUUUACCCGCUGCUGUCCCCAUGCUGGAGCCAGAGAGAGCUGAGGACCAGGGGAACAAUGGUACGGUAGAUCUGCUAGAGAUGAAAGGUAACAGAACAGGACGAGUGCUGGAUAUUUCCCUGGUGACGAUGAACUCCCAGGGGAGAGGCUGUGGGUGCUGCUGCUGGGAAGAGUGGGUUUGCGCUCCAGCUGGAACACCUUGGCUGGCUGACAUGGUAGAAGGACAGGAGAGGACCAAAGAAGAGUCCAGAUGUGGUGGAAGACACUGGUGUGUGCUCCAUUGAUGGACCAGAUGUCAAGGGAUUUUAAGGACUAUAUGCGCUGGGGGUGAUAAAUGGACUAUGGUUUGGAACCUUGCCGUGGACUAUUUGCGCCAGGUUUUAGUAAUAAACUGAGCCCAGGGAUGGGUCCCAGCUGGGGGGAUAUGCUGUGACUUUAAAAAAAAAAAAAAAAUCUGAAAAGAUCAAAUUUUGAUUAUUUAAAUAAAAACAGGUUUAUUUAUUUAUGUAUUUUUACAAAUAAACCUGUGUUGAAGCCUAAACUUGUCUCUUACAAUGACAUGUUACAUAUAAAACUUAAUACUAAGCAGGACAUAUUUGCUGCCAAGUUUUAAUGACGGUCAGACCACCGAACUGCUGGAAAACCUGGGAUAAGCACCAUGAACCAGAGUUUGCUGAAGGUCUAAACCAGCUUUUGACAGCGGUCGCCUCUUCUGCAGGUGUAGAGAGAAUAUUUUCUUCUUUUCAGUUUAUUCAACUAGUUCAUUUAAAGUUAAGGAACCACCUGGGGAGUUGGCAAACUAGUUUUUCUGGGUUUUUUUUUUCUUCCAAUGUGUGAAUAAAAACUAGGUGUGAGAAGACAAGAUCUACUAGUUCUAAAUCCUGAGGGACAUGGUGACCAGAAAUAAUCAGUUCAAUUCACUAACUGCAGCUACUACUGCCUUUGUUUAAUACAUCGGCUUUAAAUGCAAACUAUGGUUUGAUAAGAAAAAAAGUUUAUGUAUCCAAAACAGUUAUGGUUGUUUUUUUUAAAUAAAAUAUUAAAAUGCUGA
Messenger RNA from Trachemys scripta elegans, 2466 nucleotides. RefSeq names its product C-type lectin domain family 2 member D-like. The record is from RefSeq and is a predicted model, not a curated record. The transcript has 4 exons. NCBI's taxonomy places the organism in Eukaryota, Metazoa, Chordata, Testudines, Emydidae. Bases 345 to 911 code for a protein of 188 amino acids.